AUGGGGUCCUUGUCUUGCAUGUGUUUAUGCAUGCCCGAUGCAGCUGCACCAAUCUCCAAGACGCUCCUAGUGGCAGAUGAAAACGGACAGAUCGUGGUGCGAUCCCGGAGCAGAGAUACCACCCGGGAAACCAGCACUGCCGUGAUAAGCGACGCUUGGGGAGGUGAUGAGGAAGGUGGAGGCGACCCGAAGCAGCUGUGGCUGCUGGCGCCGGCAAGGGGGGCCGUUCAAGGUGAAUAUGUUCUCCAGAAGGGACGAGACAACUUCAACCAACCUUUGUGGAGACAACAGAAAGGAUCCGGCUGGCUUUUCAGCAGCGCCCCAGCUCCAGAUGGUUUCUGGCGCUUUGCCAACAGCGACGUGGAAUUGGCUGACCGGCUCGGCCCGAUUCAGUCAGCGCAGCCACACGACGGAGCAGCUCCCCAGAAGGUGGCUUCUUGGCAGUACUACGACGGCAGUGGUUGGCAUGACGACACGUCCAUAUUGGUACUGGACUCUCAGGAGAAGUUUCUGGCUGCGGCAAAGAAGCAAAGCUCUUCGGCCAGCGAGGAACACCCGCCGUCGCUUUGGCUGCUUGCUCCGCGGUACCCGAAUUUGCAGGGCGAGUACCGAAAGCAGGAGACUCGGCGAGAAAGAGGCCAGCCAGUGUGGCGGCAAGUCGGUGGAGAAGGCUGGAUCUUCAGCACGAGCAAGCGCCGAUGGUUUAUUACGGACGACGAAGCUGGAAUCAUUCAAAGUGGUGGUGUGAUGGCGUCCGUUGCUCCGCACAACGACGCCCCACCCAACAAAAUCGAGCACUGGCAGUUUUUCAAUGAUGGCUCGUGGCAACCUGAUGCCACAAUUCUUCUUACAGACAAGCAGGCUGAGGCAGAGCGCCUCUUAGCUGAGCAACAACGGGAGGCGUUGCUCCGCAGCGAAACGGCUCCAGAGCGUGUUUGGAUCAUCUGCCCCCCGAAGCCCUUGAUCCAAGGAGAGUAUGCACGCCAGCCGGGGAGAAUAGAACGUGGCCAUGCUGUUUGGCGUCAAGCAGGAGGCAGUGGUAUACUGUACAGCAACGGCUUGGGUGGCUUGUGGUGUGUGGCAACCAAAGAAGCAGAUGUCCAGAAGAACUUGGGAGUUCUGCAAUGUUCCACUCCACACCAGGGUCGCCCCCCGCACGAGAUGGAGGCUUGGCAGUAUGCUGACGGUUCAACCUGGCGCCUGCACAAGGAGAUGCGCAUCACCGACCAGAGAGAGGAGGGGUUGGCAGCACUUGCCGAGCAGGAAGCUUUGGCCCGUCGCCGAGCUGAUCUCGCGCCCAGCCACCUCUGGCUGAAGGCUGCUUCGAAGGUCGCGCUUCAAGGCGAAUACAUCAAGGUUCCGAACCGGCUUGAGCGCGGCCAGGCCUUGUGGCAGCAAGCCGCAGGCCCUGGCUGGCUCUACAGCACAUCGGGCGGGCGAUGGUUCGUGACGGAUCGCGAGGAAGGGGUCGCCUCCAACACCGGGCUCCUGGCCUCCAAUGCCCUGCAUCAGGGCCGGCUCCCCCAGGAGACGGAGAAGUGGCAGGAGUUUGUGGAUGGGGCAUGGCAACUGGCACCUUCCGUCCUCGUAGUUGCAGAUGUGGAGUGCCUUCAUAUCAGGGGCAUCUCCAUGACGGCCGAGAUGGAGGGAGACCUCGAGGUACCGGCACCCCACUAA
Molecule: messenger RNA, 1677 nt
Organism: Symbiodinium sp. CCMP2456
Lineage: Eukaryota; Dinophyceae; Suessiales; Symbiodiniaceae
Source: the annotation of a GenBank genome assembly